Penicillium crustosum is the source of this 897-nucleotide messenger RNA. RefSeq lists its product as uncharacterized. The record is from RefSeq and is a predicted model, not a curated record. Lineage: Eukaryota; Fungi; Ascomycota; Eurotiomycetes; Eurotiales; Aspergillaceae. The transcript has a single exon. Bases 1 to 897 code for a protein of 298 amino acids.
AUGCUGUAUCAAGAGGCGGGGAUUGUUUUUGUCGGGGCCUGGGGUUCCGUAUUGUACUCGCUUCAUCUGUACAACGCUCUACGACAGGAGAAUCUGUUGGCAGGGCGAUGGGCUGAUCUGGACAUUUUGCAAGCGAUACACCCAGAACUCUGGGUUGGCGGGCUCCCACGAACCCCAGAUGAGUACAUCAAACGAUUUUGCCUACGUAUGGGAUACUCCGUGGCAACCCUUGCUAAGAACCGUCGAGAUCAACCACUCCGGGGCUCGAAGAACGGGCCCAAAGGCCUGAUAGAGCAGGGAUCCGUUUCUCUCAUGUUUAAGCAACGCUUUUGCUAUGGCUCCAAACAAACUGACAUGACACGGGCAGAUCUACAAACCAUUGUGGACAAAGCCAAGUGGGGAGCAAAUACUGAUGGGGACAGCCCCUAUGACAUUAUAAAAGACGUUAGGAACCCCUCACAGAAAGGUCAGGGCCAUCAAUCCCACGGAUCUAUGUCCGCAGAAACAUUGCUUCUCAAACUCCGGCUCGCCUUGCAAGGCGAAGAGCCGGAGAUUACAUUCGACUAUUUCCUAACGCACCGGACCUGUUGGCUCCUUCUGACUAAUAUCAAGAAGGCUUGUGCAGACCAUCUUUGCAAACUCUUCGGGGCGGGCUGUAUUGAGCACGAGAGCCAAUUGGCCUGGAUGGUUGGGUAUAUUUUCUUUGCGGCAAGUGGUGUCGACCAAAUAGCGAAUCUGGCCCCCAAGAAGCUGCCUGGCCAGGUGACAUCCAGGCUGAUGGUCACCGCUGCUGCAGUUCUUGAUUCCAUGUUGGCAUCCGGAAUGGGAACUCUGACGUGUAGAAGUCUGCGUGAGUCCCAUGGUAUCCACAUCAGCGAGGGCUCUGAUUCGGAAUGA